Messenger RNA from Lathyrus sativus (Indian pea), 300 nucleotides. The record is from the annotation of a GenBank genome assembly. NCBI's taxonomy places the organism in Eukaryota, Viridiplantae, Streptophyta, Magnoliopsida, Fabales, Fabaceae.
AUGCCUGGUAGACCCAAGAAGAAAAAGAACAAGGAGGUUGGGGAACAAGCGAGAAACGAGACACAACUCAAAAGGGAAAAAUUUGGUAUCAAAUACAGUAGGUGCCAUAAGGAUGGUUGCAACAAGGCCACUUGCGAGCUACCUACAACUGUUGUGACUUUAACUCUGGAAACCCCAAUCCAACCACAACCAGCUGCUACCUCAAGCCAACCAACACUAGAUGGAGCUUCAACUCAGCAACCACCCAAAAAGAAAAGAAAACUUCAAAAGGGUCUAAAACCAGUUCAGAGCCAACCCUAA